AGUCGGUCCGCGGUCGAAGCUCCGGAACUAUGGCGGCAACGAUCGGAUGGUACGGACCUCUAAUUGAUCUCUGCAGAGCAUCUUCUCACAUUGGAGAUUACGUGCAGCUUCUCGUCUUCGUCCAUAGAUCCACUCCCGUACAGUAUAAAAUAUUCAAAAAUGGAGGAGAGGUUGUGAGAAUGGACAUUAUGGUGGGGGAUGAAACGCGGUCGUACUUUCCGGUGACCAUUUGGGAGAAGCAAAUGAGUACCCAAGUUUUGGCCGGCCAUGUUUUUCUCCUCCAGAAUCUUAAGAUUUCGAGAUUUGGAGAUGUGGUUGAGGCCAGGGCUCUCCAUUGUUCAUCUUUUCAAUGUUUACUUCAUCCAAAUGACUUUGUUUCCUCCAAGGGUCUAGAUGACUCUAUUGGGAAGUGUCGCUUGGGGACUGCAGCAAGGGAGAAGCUUCAGAAAGUUGUGGGAUGGUUGAAUCGAGCUAGACUUGCUCACUGUGGCAGUGUAUUGAAUUACUAUGAACACAUGAGCCAAGUACAAGUUAAUUGGAGAAUGCCUGAGGAGAUUCUUACUCAAGAUUGCUCCUCACUGUCCGAUGUAAGCGAAUGUAGGAACUCUUGCAAGGCAACCUUUCAUGCUUCCAUUGGUGAAAUCUUUCUACCAAUCACUUGGACGAAUCUUCGGGAGGCUGAGAAUGAAAGAAUGUUUAUCAGCAGGAGGCUACAUAUGCAAGGUGGGAAUAGUCUGAUUGAUGAUUUCAUCACCACCGGUUGUCGGAUAUGUGGCACUCCUGUGAAUGCUGGACUUGGGUCUAGCAUGGAGAAAAACUCAAUCCCUUUGUACUGUGAGAAAAGCUCAAACCGCCUCCACGCAGUUGGAUCCAUAUACCGGCCCUUCUUGCUAUACGUGUGGGAUGACAUGAAAUAUGUCCCAGUAUUGGUCGACAACAAUGCUGCCGAAGUGUUGUUUGGAAAUGUAUCUGCUGAGAAGGUGUAUUCCUCGUACAAAAUCCAGAAGAAUCAUGGUCCCUUGUCGAGCAUUGACGGCAAGAAUCUCGGAAUUAUGGACAAAAGGAGAGGAAGUAGUGAGCCGAAUUAUUACAUAAUUUGGUUGAUUCUGUUGAAAUUGUUGUUUAAGCAUGGAAAGAACAGCCCCUUGAAAUUUAAAGUAUGGGUUGAUGCACGUAGAGAUUGGGAAUGUGGGAGGCUGCAAAUGCUGUCUGUCUCAUUCCCUGCAUUCAGACGAAUUGCAUGAGAGAUCUUUGUUAGUAUAUCUUCCUUUUAAG
Molecule: messenger RNA, 1275 nt
Organism: Andrographis paniculata
Lineage: Eukaryota; Viridiplantae; Streptophyta; Magnoliopsida; Lamiales; Acanthaceae
Exons: 7
Coding region: 30-1244 (404 amino acids)
Source: RefSeq, a predicted model, not a curated record